Messenger RNA from Lagenorhynchus albirostris (white-beaked dolphin), 210 nucleotides. RefSeq lists its product as uncharacterized. Lineage: Eukaryota; Metazoa; Chordata; Mammalia; Artiodactyla; Delphinidae. The annotation marks the transcript as partial. The transcript is spliced from 3 exons. The record is from RefSeq and is a predicted model, not a curated record.
ACACACAUACAUAUGUAUAUACACAUGCACGUGCAUAUAUGUACACAUAUACAUAUAAUAGAUGCACAUACGCACAUGUGUUCUCACAUGUGCCCGUAUAUGUGUACACAUGUAUGCACAGGCCCCCUGGUGUCUUCGCCAUGGUCUCUGCAGUCUGGCAGUGGGCAGACCUGGCCUUCACAGAGCAAGCAAGCCCAGCUGGAGCCCUGA